UCCUGUCAGUCAGGUUUCUCUCCGAGGGUACAGCAAAGGGAGAGCAGUCGGGUCCACGUUGACACUCAGGUGAGUUUGUGGAGCCGUCGCUGUGUUUCCUGGUUGGUCUGUGACCUCAGGGACGCCUCCAUAUAUUAGUAGAAUGAGUGUGGGGUUCAUUGGAGCAGGCCAGCUGGCCCACGCUCUGGUGAGAGGCUUCGCAGCAGCAGGCGUGAUUGCCACCCACAGAAUCACAGCCAGCUCCCCAGACACAGAUCUCCCCACAGUGCAGGGACUGAGGAAACUGGGUGUGAAUUUCACUACCAGCAACAAAGAGACGGUGAAAAGAAGCGACAUCCUCUUCCUGGCCGUUAAGCCCCACAUACUUCCAUUUGUGCUGGAUGAGAUCGGACCGGACAUCGAAGAUCGUCACCUUAUUGUGUCGUGUGCGGCGGGCGUCACCAUCAGCUCCAUAGAGAAGAAGCUGCUGCAGUAUCGCCCUGCUCCGAAGGUGAUGCGUUGCAUGACCAACACUCCAGUGGUGGUGCGUGAAGGAGCCACUGUGUACGCCACGGGCACCCAUGCAGAGGUGGAGGAUGGGAAGCUUCUGGAGCAGCUGAUGGCCAGUGUAGGAUACUGCACUGAGGUGGAAGAGGAUCUGAUUGACGCUGUUACGGGUCUCAGUGGCAGUGGCCCUGCUUACGCUUUCACAGCGGUGGAUGCGCUUGCUGAUGGUGGAGUGAAAAUGGGCCUCCCCAGGAGACUGGCUGUACGCCUCGGAGCCCAGGCCAUGCUGGGAGCAGCUCGAAUGCUGUUGGACUCAGACCAGCACCCUGGGCAGCUCAAGGACAAUGUGUGUUCACCAGGGGGCGCCACCAUCCAUGCCCUGCAUGUCAUGGAGAGUGGUGGAUUCCGCAGCCUCCUGAUUGAUGCUGUGGAGGCCUCCUGUGUUAGGACUCGGAAACUUCAGUUAUUGGCUGACCAGGAGAAUAUCUCUCCAGCCGCCAUAAAGAAGACAACUCUGGACAAAGUGCUCCAGCAGCCCGGAGUGAACGUAGAGGCAGCAGGAAUCAAACGCCGUGCGAUCAGUUUCUUUAACAGCAGUAACCCCAGGACCGACAAGAACUGAAUCCGCAGCAUUUAAUUUGAUUUGUCACAUCACUGACAAUCCAGGUUAAGCCCUUCAGUAAAUGCUGUUAAUACACAACCACUGGCAGAUGGUCUCUGAAACAUAAGCUAAACUAAUGAAAUGUUGUCUAGAUAAAAAAAAACAUCUGAAUUUGUGAUGAUACCUGAUGCAUGUUUAUAUUUUUAUAAUGAAAUGCAUUUCCUUUGCAAUGUUUUGGAUUGUUCAUUGAUUCCUCCCCAUUUAAGGCUAUCAAAUUAUUUCCCUUGGUGAGUUAAUGGACUUUGAGAUAUUUUAUGUUUCAUUAUCUGUGGGCAUUAAUGUUUUCCGAAUUUUCUGUCACUUGCUAUUUUCUCUGUGGUAGUUUGAAAAGUAGGUUUACUAGAUAGGGCAAGGUCACACAUAGUUGAAUGCUUAGCAAGUAUUGCAGGUAAUGUUGACAGGAGUUGAACUCAAUGCAAAACCACACCGAGGAUUUACUUUGCCACAGGAAGUAGAGGUGUUAUUCACCUCCUCGUAUGCACAGAUUUUGUGUGUCACCAUGGCCGUUACAUGCAGUUAAGCGUUUGUUGCUGUGUCCCGCCAAUAUGUUACAUGAUAGUUGGAACAUGUUGUUGUUUUCAUUUUGGGGUCUAUGCCUCUUUCUGUUUGUGAACAUAGCAACUAAGAAACAACGCAUUCUAAAAAUCUCAAUCUUCCACUGCAUUUUACCGCUGAUUACACUUUGGAUUAUUCUGUAACUUAUUAUCUAAUUUACGAGAAAUUGCUUCAACUCCUUAGCUAUUAAAAAUCACAAGUUUAAGGUGAUACCGAAAUAUGCUGUAGGCCUAUACAAAGCCAUACCUAUCGGUAUAAAACAAAGUAUGAUAAUUAUGAGCUCUUUGACUUGAUCAGGAGAAAACAGAUUUUUGAUUUGCAGUAGAAACUUUAUGCUGACACCAAUGUACCUCAUAUUGAUUUAGCUGUGGACCGCUGCAUGCAUGUGCAUAUAUUCAGGUAUAACAUUUCUUAGAUCAUGGUGGGACAUUAGCUAAUCAAAGUGCCUCUGUUGUGGAGGUGUGUUUUUAUGCAUUUUCCAAAAGAUGCUAUAUCAAAAUAGACUACUUAAAUAUUUGAUCAACAAAAUGUGAACCAUGACAUUUUAUGUUGUAAUGAAGCUGGGUGAUUUCAUAUUUACUUUUAUUAAUAAAUAUGAAAAAUAAAAA
Pleuronectes platessa (European plaice) is the source of this 2310-nucleotide messenger RNA. RefSeq names its product pyrroline-5-carboxylate reductase 1a (gene pycr1a). The transcript is spliced from 8 exons. The coding region runs from base 143 to 1108 and encodes 321 amino acids. NCBI's taxonomy places the organism in Eukaryota, Metazoa, Chordata, Actinopteri, Pleuronectiformes, Pleuronectidae. The record is from RefSeq and is a predicted model, not a curated record. Gene Ontology annotation, biological process: L-proline biosynthetic process. Gene Ontology annotation, molecular function: pyrroline-5-carboxylate reductase activity.